This is a messenger RNA of Cynocephalus volans (Philippine flying lemur), 4899 nucleotides long. It is a transcript of the gene PREPL, whose product is annotated as prolyl endopeptidase like. Gene Ontology annotation, molecular function: serine-type endopeptidase activity. The transcript has 15 exons. Gene Ontology annotation, cellular component: Golgi apparatus; cytoskeleton. The record is from RefSeq and is a predicted model, not a curated record. Bases 285 to 2468 code for a protein of 727 amino acids. Gene Ontology annotation, biological process: proteolysis. NCBI's taxonomy places the organism in Eukaryota, Metazoa, Chordata, Mammalia, Dermoptera, Cynocephalidae.
UUCUACCAGCCACAGUACGCAGACUUCGGCUGGACGCAGCUGAGGUAACAACUGCUUCUGCCAGACAGCAUCAGGUUCUCCGGCCUGCCUUCACUCGUUUGAGCCCAGCGCCGGACUGACUCUAUUUGCAUAUCCAUAACCUAAAGGGUGCCUGGCCCUGAAGGGAGGGGAUAAGAACUUCCGAUCAUAGAUGGUCUGAGAACCCACUACUGUAUGAUCAUAUCUGUGAAAUCAUUCAUGUGCUGGCAGCCCCAAAGGGUGCAUAAACCAGGGACUCUGAUAUCAUGCGGCAGAAGACCAAAUUAUUUCUUCAAGCUUUGAAGUAUAGUAUUCCUCACCUUGGGAAAUGCAUGCAGAAACAGCAUUUGAAUCACUGUAACUUCGCUGAUCAUUAUUACAAUAGAAUAAAGUUGAAAAAAUAUCACCUAACCAAGUGUCUGCAGAAUAAACCCAAGAUAUCAGAGUUAGCAAGAAACAUCCCAAGUCGGAGCUUCUCAUGUAAGGAUCUUCUGCCUAUUAAACAAGGAAACGAAAAAUCCUUUUCAGAAAACAUGGAUGCAUUUGAAAAAGUGAGAGCAAAAUUAGAAACACAGCCACAGGAAGAAUAUGAAAUCAUUAAUGCAGAGGUUAAACAUGGUGGAUUUGUUUAUUAUCAAGAAGGUUGCUGCUUGGUUCGUUCCAAAGAUGAAGAAGCAGACAGUGAUAAUUAUGAAGUUUUAUUCAAUUUGGAGGAACUUAAAUUAGAGCAGCCCUUCAUUGAUUGUAUUAGAGUUGCUCCAGAUGAAAAAUAUGUGGCUGCCAAGAUAAGAACCGAGGAUUCUGAAGCAUCUACCCUUAUAGUUGUGAAGCUCAGCGAUCAGCCUGUAAUGGAAGCUUCUUUCCCAAAUGUGUCCAGUUUUGAAUGGGUAAAGGAUGAAGAAGAGGAAGAUGUUUUAUUCUACACCUUCCAGAGGAACCUUCGUUGUCAUGACGUAUAUCGAGCCACUUUUGGCGAUAACAAACGUAAUGAACGUUUUUAUACAGAAAAAGACCCAAGCUAUUUUGUUUUCCUUUAUCUUACAAAAGACAGUCGUUUCCUCACCAUAAAUAUUAUGAACAAGACUACUUCUGAAGUGUGGUUGAUAGAUGGCCUGAGCCCUUGGGACCCACCAGUACUUAUCCAGAAACGAAUACAUGGGGUUCUGUACUACGUUGAACACAGAGAUGAUGAAUUGUACAUUCUCACUAAUGUUGGAGAGCCUACAGAAUUCAAGCUAAUGAGAACAGCAGCUGAUACCCCUGCUAUUAUGAAUUGGGAUUUAUUUUUCACAAUGAAGAGAAAUACCAAAGUUGUAGACUUGGACAUGUUUAAGGAUCACUGUGUUCUGUUCCUGAAGCAUAGCAAUCUACUUUAUGUUAACGUGAUUGGUCUGGCAGAUGAUUCAGUUCGGUCUCUAAAGCUCCCUCCUUGGGCCUGUGGAUUCAUAAUGGAUACAAAUUCUGACCCAAAAAACUGCCCCUUUCAGCUUUGCUCUCCAAUACGUCCCCCAAAAUAUUAUACGUAUAAAUUUGCAGAAGGCAAACUGUUUGAGGAAACCGGGCAUGAAGACCCAAUCACAAAGACUAGUCGUGUUUUACGUCUGGAAGCAAAAAGCAAGGAUGGAAAAUUAGUGCCAAUGACUGUUUUCCACAAAACGGACUCUGAGGAUUUGCAGAAGAAACCUCUCUUGGUACAUGUAUACGGUGCUUAUGGAAUGGAUUUGAAAAUGAAUUUCAGGCCUGAGAGGCGGGUAUUGGUGGACGGUGGAUGGAUAUUAGCAUAUUGCCAUGUUCGGGGUGGUGGUGAGUUAGGCCUCCAGUGGCACGCUGAUGGCCGUCUUACUAAAAAGCUCAAUGGCCUUGCUGACUUAGAGGCUUGCAUUAAGACGCUUCAUGGCCAAGGCUUUUCUCAGCCAAGUCUAACAACCCUGACUGCUUUCAGUGCUGGAGGGGUGCUUGCUGGAGCAUUGUGUAAUUCUAAUCCAGAGCUCCUGAGAGCUAUGACUUUGGAGGCACCUUUCUUGGAUGUUCUCAACACCAUGAUGGACACUACACUCCCUCUGACAUUAGAAGAAUUAGAAGAAUGGGGGAAUCCUUCAUCAGAUGAAAAACAUAAGAACUACAUAAAACGUUACUGUCCCUAUCAAAAUAUUAAACCUCAGCAUUAUCCUUCAGUUCACAUCACAGCUUAUGAAAAUGAUGAACGUGUACCUCUGAAAGGAAUUGUCAGUUAUACAGAGAAACUCAAGGAAGCUGUUAUGGAGCAUGCUAAGGAAACAGGUGAAGGUUAUCAGACCCCCAAUAUUAUUUUAGACAUUCAGCCUGGAGGCAAUCAUGUGAUUGAGGAUUCUCACAAAAAGAUUACAGCCCAAAUCAAAUUCCUGUAUGAGGAACUUGGACUUGACAGCACCAGUGUUUUCGAGGAUCUUAAGAAAUAUCUAAAAUUCUGAAAUGCUACAUUCAACUAGAAAUUGGAAACCCACUGAAAUAUUUCAUAAUCUUAUUUCCAAUUGGGUUAGCAAAAGUGAGAUUUUCAAGUUAUUAAAUAAUUUUUAAAAAUUUGCUUCUCCAUCCAGAUUUUGCUUAGUCUACAUCACAUUUGCUUAUACAGUUCUGUCCAUUGAUGCACCUAGGACAGUAGUUUUCAAAUCAUGCUCCUUAGGACAUGGAGUAGGGGGUAAGGAAAGGACUGGCGACAGCAGAACUGUAGACCUCCCUUCCAGUCAGAACAGCUGUGGUUUUGUCUGUCUUACUAGGAUUAUCUUUAAACAGUUUACAAAUCAGUGUCCUGCCUCUUUGCUAGUGAACAUUUGUAGACACAACGACAGUGAGUAAUCCUCCAAUUUCUAUGACUCCAUUUUAAGGAAAAAGAUAAUAUUCUUCACAUCAAAAUUCAAUAGAACUUUCGAGUAAUCUGGGGUCCUAAGGUGUUCUGAUCAUCUCUUAUUGAUGCUAUCUCAAAGUUACAGGUUCCUACAAGUGACAAUUUUCUUAUAAACAUUUUAUUCUUUCAGAAACAUUUGAGAACCUUUCCUAAAGCAGUUAUAUUCAAGCUACAGAAAUAUCUCAGAAUUAAUGACUGUUCAUAAAGUUUACCCAGCAGUGUGCUAUACAUGAAGUUACUGCAAAUGCUUAUGACAGAACGCCAGUGUCUUCAUCUCUUUCAUAGAGGUGCCUAACACAAGCUGUAUAAUAUGUUCAAUACACUGGAAUAGCAUGCUUUAUUGGAAACAAAGCAUCUAUCUCUGAAAGCUGUUUGGUGGUGAAGCAGAUUCUUUGUGUUAUGUUCCAGGAUGAGUCCGUCUCCCUUGUUCAGAAAAAUGCCGCUUGUAUCAACUACACUGCCUUUGUCAGCCGAAUUGGUACUUAAUCUUAUUCUCACUCUUUCAGGAAGACCUGGAAUGAUUUCCUGUAGAUUUAGCAGUGUUGAUUCUCCAAAAUUGAGAAUCACAAUAAAGAUUCUGUCUAUGCCAUCCAGCUCUCUUGUAUACACAACAUAGUGGCUGUCAUUCCUCAGAUUGCAAAACCAGCCUCUGCUAAGGAGCAGCUCAUUGGCAUGAAGUAGACUUAAAUCUUGAUAUAACUUCAAUGUUGAUCCAGGAUGAGUCUUUUGGACCUAUUUUUUAAAAAGAGUAUUUACAUAAAUAUUUGAUUCUAAGAAUUUUCUUAAAAUAUUUUUAGUGUCUAAUAAGGAAUUAUUUCCCCAAAAACCUUGCUUCAAUUUUUCCCCUUAGGCCUGGCUGGUCAGCACAGUUGAUUAGAGCAUGAUGCUGAUAAUACCAAGGUCCAGGGUUUGAUCCCUGUAUAGGACAGCUGCCAAAAAAAAAAAAGUGCCCCUUAGAAUAACUACCAAAUUGUAAGCAUUAAUAAGUAGAUAAGAAUAUAGAAAUUUCAAAUUCAGAGUUUCAACUUGUCCGGGAAUCAUUGCAGAAUGCACCAUGCUUUGCUAUAUCUUAGAGACCAAAUCUGACUCGACUUGAAGAAUCCCAAAACAAAUGUCUUAGGUUAAUGGAUAUUUAACUUGCCUAAAUAAAGUCACUUUAUGCUAUAUUGUAAUUGCCAAAUGUCUGGAAGAAAAGCAACAACCAUGGCAGUGGACUCUGAGAAAUGAUGAACUUGGGCUUAUCUGUGUCUUUCGUAGAAUAAUGUGUAGGCUGAAUGGCAGAAUAAUAUUCUGUUGAAUGGUUUUACCAGUGAAUGGUUAUUACCAUUCCCUUUCAUGUUAACAUUUGCAUUUAUAACAUUUUCUUAUAUUUUUAUUCCUCUCCCCCCAUAUUUUAUAUUAUUUAUUCAGGAUAGAUUACCAGAAAGACAAUUACUAUGUCAAAGAACAUGGACACUUAAUACAUAAUGCCAAGUUAGUCUUCAUAUUAGACACUUGAUACAUAAGUUGCCAAAUCAAUGGUCAUGUUCAUUUCACUGUACUCUUGCCAGCCACAUUUACUGGGGUGGUUAUUGCUGUUGUUCUUCAAUGACUAUUUAAUGGGUGUUUGAAAAAAAUGUUUAUUUUCUGUUUAUCAGGUACGAAGAUAUUUAUGGUCUUGUCAAAGUUAUUAUUAACAUUUUCUAUAGCCUUAGAUAAUGCAUGAAAAGAACAUAGUGCCACUCACAUAAGAAGUGCCCAGUGUUAGCUACGAUUUUUGUCUACUUAUCACUUUCUAGAAGUAUGUCGAAGUCUCUCCCUGUAAUUGUGGAUUUCUCAAUUCCUCUUUGCAUUUCUAAGUACUUGUUUUACAUAUUUUGAAGCUACUGUUAGAUGCAUAAAGAUUCAUGACUUUUAGUGCAAUGUUCUUUUAUCAGUUUUUGAAAGUUGCCUUUGUCUCAUAUAAUGCUUUUCAUAUUGAAUUCUAUUUUGUCUGCUAUUAAAUAUUUCCAAGCCUG